AACCUUUACGAAGUAAAGUAACUCUCUCUCUCUUCACCUUCAUUUCUUCAAUUGUUGUUCAUCUAUGGCAGGAGCAAAAGGGUUCGUUGAAGCAGAUAAUGCAGAGGCCAUAAUUACCAGAAUUGAACACAAAUCGCGAAAGAUCGAAACUUUGCUCAAACAGUAUAAGCCCGUGGAAGCCCUUAAAACUGCCCUUGAAGGCACAUUUGCCAUCAUUGGGGAUGAGCGUUGCAAGUCGGCACACUGGCUUGUGGUGCACAGAGCUAUAAUGGCUAUAAAAGAUGUGGAUGGGAUGCUUUCUUCCUUGGAUCCUGAGUACUAUGAUAUCCUAAUGAAGUACUUGUAUAGAGGCUUAGCUACUGGAGAUCGCCCGACCUGUGACCAAUGUCUUCUGAUUCAUGAAAAAUUGACAGAGAAAGCAGGACUAGGUUGCAUCCUACGUUUCCUCACAGAUAUUGUAAAUACAGUUUGAUUUCUGGACUUCCUUUUUAUUUGGAAUUCUUUGUUCUUUUCCCUUUUGGUGUUUUUGAUUUUUCUCGUGUUUGCAAGACUGCAGCAAUCAAGGCAGUGAAAUAUCAGGGAAAAUAUAUCAAUUUUGGAUUCAUUUCUCCUGUUUUGUUAUUUUGAAAUUGUUUAAAGUUCAAAAUAACAUUUUUUUUUAACUUUUCAAGACUUAUUAAGAAAUAUGUAUAUUGAGCUUGAAGUUCAGCCUCUUA
Messenger RNA from Glycine soja, 716 nucleotides. Its product is annotated as actin-related protein 2/3 complex subunit 5A-like. The transcript has 4 exons. Bases 65 to 472 code for a protein of 135 amino acids. Gene Ontology annotation, molecular function: actin filament binding. The record is from RefSeq and is a predicted model, not a curated record. Gene Ontology annotation, cellular component: Arp2/3 protein complex; cytoplasm; actin cytoskeleton. Gene Ontology annotation, biological process: Arp2/3 complex-mediated actin nucleation; regulation of actin filament polymerization. Lineage: Eukaryota; Viridiplantae; Streptophyta; Magnoliopsida; Fabales; Fabaceae.